Molecule: messenger RNA, 2795 nt
Organism: Cantharellus anzutake
Lineage: Eukaryota; Fungi; Basidiomycota; Agaricomycetes; Cantharellales; Hydnaceae
Exons: 11
Coding region: 432-2675 (747 amino acids)
Source: RefSeq, a predicted model, not a curated record
AUGAGCUCAAGAUCAGCUGCAGAGGUCAAAGUGCGUGGAGAUGAAGCUUACCGCAAAGGUUGCUUCUCUCAUGCACGGGACUUCUAUCUGGAGGCGAUUGAACUUCAGGAAACUGUUACCUUGAGGUCGAAUGUGUCCGCGGCCCAGUAUGAACUUGGAGAGUAUCAGGAGUCCAUCAAGAACUCUCAGAGAGUCAUUUCCCUUGCCGAGAAGGGAAUCGAUCCUAAUGCUUCUCCUGCUUUGCAAAUAAAGAACAAACUGAGGAUCGCUCGGUCGUUCAUUGCAUUGCGGAAACUAGAUGACGCGUUGGACAUGCUGAAUUCUUUGUCUGGCUAUGCGGGUAUAGAUGAGAAGACCAAAACAAUAACAGGGCAGGAGCGGAAGCCAGGCUUGCGUCGGUACCCCGUUAUCGUCCCGCGUUAUCGCCAUCCAUGGAAUAUUACACGGUCGGUCAAGAUGCUCCUCAAAGCCUCUUGGGAUGUCCGGAGAUAACAAAUCCCUCUGAGGAAGAGAAACGCAGAGCUAAGAUCGACUACAAUCGUUUGCGUAUGCGUCCAUCCGAGCAAGCCUUGAAAGGCUUGUCUGAUUGGAAGUUUUCUGCUCUGAUGAUUGGCUCAGGGGAUGCUCGCAAUCUCUACGCGACGCUUCUCGAUAUGAGCCAACAACUUCCUGCGCCAAAACUCAAGAGCGAGCGCAAGUCGCAUGGGCCCAAGUUUCAUUUCACCUUGGUUGACAUACAUCCUACCUCCAUCGCCCGGAACCUCGUGGUUCUUCACACGUUGGAUGAGCUUGCAAGAUUCCCUGGGAAACACGUCCAGACGAAUAAAAGGGCACUGGAUCUCCUGGCCAUGCUGCACUUUGUGUUUAUCCUUGAUAAAUCUGGGAACUUGGCCUACCUCCAAGCGCUGGGGUUGCCGGGGAAUGAUGUCAGCCAAUUGCAGAACCAAGCAGCUUCCGAGCGUGAUGCAAUGAUAUCGAUGAUAGCGCCUCAAAUGGAGGAGAAACUCAUCGCACAAGGGGAGAGGCCAUCUGAGGCCAAGAAGAUCGUUGAGGGAAUGAUGGACACCGGCGUUCUGGAGACUGUGUUCGAAAAUCUCGACAUCAUGGAGGGGUCGGUGAAUGAGAGAUCGCUCUAUAAUGAGCUCCGAGUUCUUUGGCCGCCGACUCACCUUAUGUCAGAAGAACCUCCAAUCCUUCAGGAGGUCAUGAACAGGUCUCGAGCGGUGUACCAAAAGCCGCUAGCUGAGAAGGUAAAUUUGGCCCGCAAGGCUAUUCUGAGGACAUGGCUCCCGAAUAUAACAUUCACUUCUCCUGAAUGGCGCGGCUCUCUGAGCCAUGAUCCAUUCAGAAUUGCCAGCGAAUUCUUCAAUUCUCAGGUGCCAAAGAAUUUCAAGCCUGAUGACGAUACAGCCUCCCUAUAUGAUUAUUCCGUUGCCUUUUUCUCUCGCGCUGCUGAGGGGGUCAGAAAAUCAUUCCAAUAUCCAAGCAGUUUGAUGAUCGAGCUGAUCGCUAGCGAUGGACUUCGUGCAAUGGAGUCCAUUCGCCUUUCGUCGUUGGGACGUGAGCCUGAAUGGCCCAUUUUAUACGAUCGCAUUCAUCUAAGCAACGUCCCUGAUUAUACAGGAGGCGCACUAACAACAUUCACCGUAGCCAAUGCUCUCCUAAAACCUCAUCCUUGUGUAUGCAUCAUGUUCGCUUGCCUGCUUAAUACAGGAUUGUUUGAGAACGGGAUAGGAGGUCCAUUCUACAUCUCCAUGAGCUCUUAUAUAUACACGUAUACCGGGGUCUCGCUGGACGAAGUUGAAGGCGCUUUCGGUGUAAAAGCUGAAACCCUGUAUUCUUACAUGGCAAACUAUAUUGCUUUUUCUCGUAUCCCCACAGUGCCCCGGGAGAAACUCUUGAGUAGGCAAAGGAUAACACGAGUUAUGUAUGAUAUUCUGUUCAAAACCUUGCGUCCGGUCCCUUGGGACUAUCCCGUCCCAACGCACAUAAGGGAACCCUUGAAUAUUCAUGCUUUCUUGCUGUUCGUCAAAAGGCUAGCGGAUAUCGGAUACCCUGCACACUGGCUCGCCGACGUGAUAGAGAGGAUUCUCGAGGAUCGUGCCGUGACAGAUGCCGUGCCUGCAACUGAGAACCCAGUCCCAUUGAGAAAGCUUAGGGAGCAACCCCCUGGUACAAAAAUCUUUCUGGGUCCGUACCUGGACGAAAUCAGGACAGCGACCACACUAUGGGCGCUCCUCCUACCAUUCACGGUCUGUUCACCGUGCAUGCUGUCCAUCUGCGAUAUUGGGGCAUUUCAGAUUACGUUCUCUUCCGUCUACCCGGACAUGAUUAUCCUUGGAUCAGAGCGCGUCAAUGCUCUUGCUCUUCGGCUCGCAAAAUCCUCAGCGUCGGUGCCAGCAUUAUCGUUCUUUCGACCACAGCCGGAUGUUAUCAUGAUUUCCACGUUGGAAUGGCAUCGUCAAUCCAAGACAGCGACAUUUUGGAUGUCAAAGAGUGCUUUAGCCGCGCGUCGCUCAGCAGGUUUCCAGAUCGAAUUGUGGUCCUUGCUUAUGACUCGCGGUGUUACUGAGCCCGAACCGCUUACGGGUGUGGUGUUUUUGGGGGGUAUGGACUCUCGGGAUGCCCCUGCACCCGCCCCUAUUGCAGACUCAGAUCAGUUACAGCGUAUCUAGGCUAUCUAUGCUUUCCUAGCAUCAUCAUCCGUUACCCCGCCUCAGCUUAUUAGUCACAAGCAGGUUACAAUACCCCUAUCUCGGUCCAAGCUAGAGUAAGAGAAAAUUGAAGAGGUCGAU